CAAAUAAUCAAAUUUACUUUUAUUGACAUAGAAGAUGGGAUUCCACAGGCUCGCUGCUGAGCCUGCGCGUUUCUUCUGAUAUCUCUCACUCAAGGUGUCAAUGUUCAUGCGCCUAUUUGAAAUACUUACACCCUUCCAGUUUUCCUCUUUUAUUUCUCCUGUGAGUUGAAAUUGUCAGUCGCUAGUUCGGUUUUACAUCCUGAACACAUGCAUUCCUUAAGGGACCUCGCGCUUGGAGAUUUAACGAUAAUAUUGCGUGUUGGUUACACUUUCUGUUGAUGUUUUGAAGUCCAGUGAAGAUAUCUCACGAAUGAAACUAAUGGGGUUGCUGUAGUUCACAUCGUCAUUUACGUCUUCAGCACAACGAAAUCUGUGCUACGACGGGAGUGUUUGUGGUGACGGUGAGGAUGGAUAAAACAGAUGACUAUCUGCGGGUGAUAGGCUCAUUCGGUAAAUAUCAGCGAAUUGUGGUUAUUCUUAUCAUUCUUCCUGCUAUUCUUCCGUCCGCCUUCCAUUCCUUCAAUCAGAUGUUCCUUACUGCCGUCCCCGAAGAUUAUUGGUGCAAAAUCCAUCCGGAUAUCGAAGCUUAUAAUCUGUCCCAAACACAGAUUGCCCUGUUACUUCCUAAGGACAAUGAUUCCCGGGACAAUAAGUCCCACAGUAAAUGUGAAAUGUGGGACAUUGAUUACGCUGCUGUGAUAAAUUUCUCGUCUUUUGUCAGCGUCCUGGAGAAUUUUGACAGUAUUAGUGAUAAAACGAAAACCCGUUGCCGAUACGGUUACCAGUACAGUUCUGAAACAUAUACGAAUACUAUCGCCACCGAUUGGGAUUUGGUGUGUGAUAAAGGCUUUUACCCCACACUGGCCAUGGUGCUGCUGUCGGUGGGAGAAGUGGUGGGAACUCCGAUUUUCGGCUAUCUGUCCGACCAGAUCGGGCGGAAACCGUCGUAUUUGAUCUGCUUCUUCGUGCAGUUGGUAUUUGGUGUGGCGACGGCAUUUGCUCCGGAUUUUAUUACCUUUUGCAUUUUUCGCGUGGUGGUCGGCGGAACGUACGGCGCCAUUUACAGUCUUCCCUUUAUUCUGGGACUGGAGAUUGUCGGGCCCGAUCACCGGGCGACGGUCUCGGUGUUGACGUCUGUCACGUACAGCAUCGGGAAUAUGUUGUUGGCGGGGAUUGCCUAUCUGGUGCGCGACUGGAAGCAUCUUGCCUUAUUGACGUCCGCUCCCCUCGUGAUUAUUGGCAUUUCUUGGUGCUUUGUGCCGGAGAGUCCGCGAUGGCUGUUGGCCAAAGGCCGUGUAGACGAAGCCAAAGAUUUCUUCCGUCGCGCCUCAAAGCUCAACGGUGUGGAGCUGGAACCGCAUUUCCUGGACGAUUUGACCGGUGCCAGUAAGAAGCCACUGAAACUCAGAACGGCUGACACCGGGAAACGGCACACGUUUAUUGAUCUCUUUCGAACGCCCAAUUUACGCAAAAAUACCCUACUGUUGACAUUCGUGAACUUCGGCAAUUUGGCAGUCUACACGGGUUUAAGCUAUUAUGCGCCGACUUUAUCGCCCAUUCCACAUCUGAGUUUCUUCCUUUUGGGAUUAGUGGAAUUACCCGGUUAUCUUUUUGUGCAGUUUACGGCCGACAGAUACGGAAGACGAUUGCCGCAGAUCAGCUGCAUGAUUAUUGGCGGGAUCGCUUGUAUCCUUGCCGUGGCGGUGCCGGAUAGUGCCUACCACAUGUACAUCGCAUUCUGUUUGACGGGGAAAUUGCUCAUAAAUAUUUCAUACCUGAUUGCUGAACUGAUGGAAGGCGAGCUGAUCCCAACUGUGAUCCGCAGCGAAGGAAGUGCAUUUACUGAGAUUGUGGCCUCGGCUUUGACCACGUGCGUCCCCAUUAUCGUUUAUCUUGGCUACAAUUAUCUCGCGCUGCCUUUGAUCAUUUUCGGUGUGUUGGCUUGCGUUGCCGGGAUCUGUGCCUUCUUUCUUCCGGAAACGUUCGAUGCGGAUCUUCCUGAAACGAUUUUGGAUGGUGAGAACCUUGGGAAGAAUUACACCUUUCGGCAGCGUUUCAACCUGUUUCCUCAGAAGCGUAAACGGUUACCUGAACACCAUGGCGCUGUGAAUUCACUUAAUGCGGUGUACAAUAAAGCCGGUGGGAGAAAAGGUCGUGAUAGCCAAGACUUGAAGUGUCCAGUCGAAAACGAAGCGUUAACUGCCAGUUGUUGCUCAACGCAUACGUAAUUGGAGAGGAUUUGACUUCGACUUCGGUCGAUGCCUGCUCUCGGAAUUUGUGAUAUAGGUGCCCGAUCGGCAAUAAGAUUUGGUGUUUUUAUUUAACAUUCUGGUCCCCUUUUCUUGAGAUCUGUUAGUUGUUCCUUUGUACAUAAGUAUACGAAAUUUUCCUUUUGUUGUAACCAUUCGAUUUCUUAAAAAUUUUCAUGCACAAGAUGAUUUUCUAGUUACAUGCCAUCUGUCAAUCAGUAAUUUCAGGUUGACAUUUGGUAUAAACAAUUGUGAAGACAGAAUAGUGUUGGUUGUUGGACUGGUUGAGUUUCCUUUCUUGAACCAAGCUUCCAGUGCAGUCUUUUCGUAAGAAAUUCCGUCUAAAGAAAAAGUCGAAUGUUUUAAAAUUAAAAA
This is a messenger RNA of Paramacrobiotus metropolitanus, 2624 nucleotides long. Its product is annotated as carcinine transporter-like. Gene Ontology annotation, molecular function: transmembrane transporter activity. The record is from RefSeq and is a predicted model, not a curated record. Gene Ontology annotation, cellular component: membrane. Gene Ontology annotation, biological process: transmembrane transport. Bases 408 to 2228 code for a protein of 606 amino acids. NCBI's taxonomy places the organism in Eukaryota, Metazoa, Tardigrada, Eutardigrada, Parachela, Macrobiotidae. The transcript is spliced from 5 exons.